This is a messenger RNA of Pelobates cultripes (western spadefoot toad), 5732 nucleotides long. The record is from the annotation of a GenBank genome assembly. NCBI's taxonomy places the organism in Eukaryota, Metazoa, Chordata, Amphibia, Anura, Pelobatidae.
AGGGGGUUUGUCUUUAAGGGUUGGAGGCUGAGCAGGGGGUUUCUCUUUAAGGGUUGGAGGCUGAGCAGGGGGUUUCUCUUGAAGGGUUGGAGGCUGAGCAGGGGGUUUCUCUUGAAGGGUUGGAGGCUGAGCAGGGGGUUUCUCUUGAAGGGUUGGAGGCUGAGCAGGGGGUUUCUCUUGAAGGGUUGGAGGCUGAGCACAGGGUUUCUCUUUAAGGGUUGGAGGCUGAGCACAGGGUUUCUCUUUAAGGGUUGGAGGCUGAGCAGGGGGUUUCUCUUUAAGGGUUGGAGGCUGAGCAGGGGGUUUGUCUUUAAGGGUUGGAGGCUGAGCGCGGGGUUUCUCUUUAAGGGUUGGAGGCUGAGCACAGGGUUUGUCUUUAAGGGUUGGAGGCUGAGCAGGGGGUUUCUCUUGAAGGGUUGGAGGCUGAGCAGGGGGUUUCUCUUGAAGGGUUGGAGGCUGAGCAGGGGGUUUCUCUUGAAGGGUUGGAGGCUGAGCAGGGGGUUUCUCUUUAAGGGUUGGAGGCUGAGCACAGGGUUUCUCUUUAAGGGUUGGCCCUAUUUUUCACUAAAGCUGUGGGGAGUCCUGGCACCAUCCUCACUUUAAUAUGCUGAAGUGGUUUUGCUUUAUAACCACUUACAAUUCAUUAAUGGAUGGUGUCGUGUAUUGCUUCCAUUUGUCCUGUAUUAAGUGUGAUCUCUCUCGUUGCAGUCUGUAAGAGCUGCAUUGUGAAAUAUCUGCAGACCAGCAAGUACUGCCCACUCUGUAACAUCAAGAUCCAUGAGACCCAACCCCUUCUGAACCUCAAACUGGACCGGGUCAUGCAGGACAUCGUCUAUAAACUGGUACCAGGACUGCAGGAAAGUGAGUAUGUCUAUCAUCGCCUCGCUAAAUGACGAGGAACGUUUGACACUGACAGUUUCUUAUGAUUAGACAAUGUGGGGGUGUUAGUGCGAGGGGGUGCGGCUGUGUUAGGUUGUAGUGCUGGGCUGGCCUCCUGAUUGGAUGAUUAGACAAUGUGGGAGGUGUUAGUGCGAGGGGGUGCGGCUGUGUUAGGUUGUAGUGCUGGGCUGGCCUCCUGAUUGGAUGAUUAGACAAUGUGGGAGGUGUUAGUGCGAGGGGGUGCGGCUGUGUUAGGUUGUAGUGCUGGGCUGGCCUCCUGAUUGGAUGAUUAGACAAUGUGGGAGGUGUUAGUGCGAGGGGGUGCGGCUGUGUUAGGUUGCAGUGCUGGGCUGGCCUCCUGAUUGGAUGAUUAGACAAUGUGGGAGGUGUUAGUGCGAGGGGGUGCGGCUGUGUUAGGUUGUAGUGCUGGGCUGGCCUCCUGAUUGGAUGAUUAGACAAUGUGGGGGUGUUAGUGCGAGGGGGUGCGGCUGUGUUAGGUUGUAGUGCUGGGCUGGCCUCCUGAUUGGAUGAUUAGACAAUGUGGGAGGAUUGGCCUCCUGAUUGGAUGAUUAGACAGCGGCUGUGUUAGGUUGUAGGGCUGGCCUCCUGAUUGGAUGAUUAGACAAUGUGGGAGGUGUUAGUGCGAGGGGGUGCGGCUGUGUUAGGUUGUAGUGCUGGGCUGGCCUCCUGAUUGGAUGAUUAGACAAUGUGGGAGGUGUUAGUGCGAGGGGGUGCGGCUGUGUUAGGUUGUAGUGCUGGGCUGGCCUCCUGAUUGGAUGAUUAGACAAUGUGGGAGAUGUUAGUGCGAGGGGGUGCGGCUGUGUUAGGUUGCAGUGCUGGGCUGGCCUCCUGAUUGGAUGAUUAGACAAUGUGGGAGGUUUUAGUGCGAGGGGGUGCGGCUGUGUUAGGUUGUAGUGCUGGGCUGGCCUCCUGAUUGGAUGAUUAGACAAUGUGGGAGGUGUUAGUGCGAGGGGGUGCGGCUGUGUUAGGUUGUAGUGCUGGGCUGGCCUCCUGAUUGGAUGAUUAGACAAUGUGGGAGGUGUUAGUGCGAGGAGGUGCGGCUGUGUUAGGAUGUAGUGCUGGGCUGGCCUCCUGAUUGGAUGAUUAGACAAUGUGGGAGGUGUUAGUGAGAGGGGGCGGCUGUGUUAGGAUGUAGUGCGGCUGUGUUAGGAUGUAGUGCUGGGCUGGCCUCCUGAUUGGAUGAUUAGACAAUGUGGGGGUGUUAGUGCGAGGGGGUGCGGCUGUGUUAGGUUGUAGUGCUGGGCUGGCCUCCUGAUUGGAUGAUUAUAGAAUGUGGGAGGUUUUAGUGCGAGGAGGUGCGGCUGUGUUAGGUUGUAGUGCUGGGCUGGCCUCCUGAUUGGAUGAUUAGACAAUGUGGGAGGUGUUAGUGAGAGGGGGUGCGGCUGUGUUAGGAUGUAGUGCUGGGCUGGCCUCCUGAUUGGAUGAUUAGACAAUGUGGGGGUGUUAGUGCGAGGGGGUGCGGCUGUGUUAGGUUGUAGUGCUGGGCUGGCCUCCUGAUUGGAUGAUUAGACAAUGUGGGAGGUGUUAGUGCGAGGGGGUGCGGCUGUGUUAGGUUGUAGUGCUGGGCUGGCCUCCUGAUUGGAUGAUUAGACAAUGUGGGAGGUGUUAGUGCGAGGGGGUGCGGCUGUGUUAGGAUGUAGUGCUAGGCUGGCCUCCUGAUUGGAUGAUUAUACAAUGUGGGGGUGUUAGUACAUAGAGCGAAGGGUUGUGUUAGGAUGUAGUGCUGGGCUGGCGUCCUGAUUGGAUAUGUAGAUAAUGCAUGGUGUUCUUUCUUUGUUAGAUGAGGAGAAUCGGAUCAGAGACUUUUAUCACUCCCGUGGCUUGGAGCGAGUACUCCAGCCAAGCGCAGUGGAAGGUAAGUUCUAGAAUGUCUCUCCUUAUUGCUAUUUGUUUGUAGCUCAGUGUUCUGUGAGCCAUGGCUGUCCUCCAUGAACCAUGGAUGACUAACUAACUGCCUGAUAUCUUCCACAGAUCCCGUCGGUGAGGUUUCCCGACACUCCCUCUCGCUGUCAGUGUCCCAGAACACGGCACAUUAUUACAGAAACGACGAACAAGUCUGUCUCUGUUUAGAAAAAGUCAGGUGAGGAUCGAUGCCUGUCAGCUCUGAUUAACGACGUUUCACAUGUAACAAUGUCUGCGGAAUGGUUUCAUGGUUUGGGGGUACAGACAGUACACGGCAAUGGGGUGUAUUGUAUGGUUUGGGGGUACAGACAGUACACAGUGAUGGGGUGUAGCACUCAGUAUGGUUUGGGGGUACAGGCAGUACACGGUGAUGGGGUGUAGCACUCUAUGGUUUGGGGGUACAGGCAGUACACGGUGAUGGGGUGUAGCACUCUAUGGUUUGGGGGGUACAGGCAGUACACGGUGAUGGGGUGUAGCACUCUGUAUGGUUUGGGGGUACAGGCAGUACACGGUGGUGGGGUGUAGUACUCGAUGGUUUAGGGUACAGGCAGUACACUGUAAUGGGGUGCAGCACUCAGUAUGGUUUGGGGGUACAGGCAGUACACUGUAAUGGGGUGUAGCACUCUAUGGUUUGGGGUUACAGGCAGUACACAGUGAUGGGGUGUAGCACUCUAUGGUUUUGGGGUACAGGCAGUACACGGUGAUGGGGUGUAGCACUCUAUGGUUUGGGGGUACAGGCAGUACACGGUGAUGGGGUGUAGCACUCUAUGGUUUGGGGUACAGGCAGUACACGGUGAUGGGGUGUAGCACUCUAUGGUUUGGGGGUACAGGCAGUACACGGUGAUGGGGUGUAGCACUCUAAGGUUUGGGGUACUGACAAGUGAUGAUUACAUAUAGCAGUGUAUGUUUAAGAAUUUCAGGUUAGAACUGUCUGGCUUACAUGACAUUUUGUGUGAGCUGUGCAGUCAUGGGGUGCAUGGCAAUGGCUAAUCCUUUGCUCUCUGUCACUUGCAGUUCUGGUAAAGACAAGAAGAAGUUUCUCCUACAGGUAACCCUGAGUUUAGCGUUUAGCUCAUCCCCCGCUGCCCUCCUGUGCGUGCCCAUGAUAAAUAAAGUCUCCUUCACUCCUGUUUUACAGCAGAAAUAUGUGAGAUGUUCUGCACGUUCGGAAGUUCGCCACCUGCGCAGAGUGCUCUGCCACCGACUUAGUGUUCCCCCUCCACACGUAAGUAAAUUUCUUCUGUAACGGAGUGCAUGACUGGCCCCCUAUUCCUUUAGAUUUACACGCACUGUCUUCACUAGGUCCAGCUUCUGUUUGACAAUGAGACUCUGCCGGACAAUAUGACCAUGAAGCAGUUGUGGCUAACGCGUUGGUAUGGGAAGGUGAGUGUAUAGUUUAAGGGAACGUCGGUACUGUCCCUUGUCUUUGGGGGGCAUUCAUUGGAUCUUUAUCAGACCAUAGACAGAUAAUGGGACUUCCACAUAUAUUAGAAGUUAGACCUUUUUAAAGUUUGCAUCUUGAUGUACCCUGGUGGGUGGCUUGCCACCUAAUCUCGAAGCCAGAACUCCGUCCAAGAUUUGGGCAUUUGCUAAUUCUCUUCCAAUGGGUAUAUGGACAAACCUUGUCUAGUGUUCCUGGGGGAACCAUUUGGCUGGUGGUGGGAUUGGUGUUGGCUAUAGUUUGUUUGGUUUUCAUUUAAUUUUUUUUCUGUCUUCCAGCCGGCUCCGCUGGUCUUAUCAUAUAGCGUGAAGGAGAAGAGGAGGUGACCGCCACAUUGUAUGAAAACUGUAUAUAAAUGAAAUGAGUGUCCUAUAUAUAGUAACACACCCCGACCAGGCUGGUACAGUUUACAGGGGUGUUUAGGAUUGAUUCCAGCAUGGUCCGCGUCUGUGGAUCUGACGCAAGAGUUCUUAGGUAAAGACUGACUGCAGUGCCUUACGUCUCCGUGAUGGGCGACGCCUGCUUUCUAUGGAUUCGUUUUCAUUUGAAAAACAAUUUUGCCCCUUUUUAUUAAAAGGAAAAAAAAAAUUUCUGGUAGUGUCAAGUUGGUGGGAGUGCAAUGUUUGUCUAUAUCUCAAGCUUUGGCGGGCUGUGGUUUUGGUGAAUAAAAAGGUAUAAAUUUCUGAUUUUUGGAAGGCUAGUUCAGCAUAUUGAGAGCAGAUCAUUAAGAUAAGCUAUUCACGGGGAUUCCAGUAUUUUGAAGCAAAUCUAAUAUAUUGCUCAGCAUAUCUAUAAGAAUUGAAUUUAAACAAUUGUUAAAGGGUUUCUCCAACCCUUAUUACUAAUAAGGUUUGUCAUUUGCCCCAUCUAGGUUCCACACUUUAAAACUUCACUAUUUAUAGUUGUAACUGUAAUGUAGCUCCAUUCAAAGUUUGGGGUGCUGAUCUCCUCCAGCCAAUGUCACGGCAGCCCCUCCAAUCAGUCCUGCAAAGCUGGAAAAAAAGACAUGUUUCCAUCAAGUCCAGCCUUUCUUACAUAAUUUUUGUUGAUGAUUGAAAAGAAGGCAAAAAAAAGUUUGAAGCGCUUUACAUUUUUGCAACAAACUAGAAAAACAGAUGUUUCAAAAUUAUAUCAUUGAAUAUUCUGUUUUUUGCAAGUAUGCAUCUAGUUGCUGUUUAAACAUCUGUAUGGACUCUGAUAAAACCACUUCUUCAGGCAGAGAAUGUCACAUCCUUUGCCUUAGACUAAAUCUCCUUUCUUCCAGUCUAAAGGCAUGUCCUAUAACAAUUCCCAAAUCCUUCUCAUGUGUAAGUUCCUUGUGCAUUCUUGACCCCGAAGUGCAUAACUUUGCAUUUUUUCUACAUUAAAUUUCAUCUGCCAUUUUAGUGCCCAGUCCCCGUCUAUCCAAAUCCCUCUGCAGCCAAGCAAUAUCCUGCUCACAUUUUAUUACUUUACAAAGUUUUGUCACCUGCAAACACUGAAACAUGAC